Exaiptasia diaphana is the source of this 4319-nucleotide messenger RNA. RefSeq names its product next to BRCA1 gene 1 protein. NCBI's taxonomy places the organism in Eukaryota, Metazoa, Cnidaria, Anthozoa, Actiniaria, Aiptasiidae. Gene Ontology annotation, molecular function: zinc ion binding; protein binding. The record is from RefSeq and is a predicted model, not a curated record.
UUAUGUUUUGCUUGUCAGCAAAAAGCAGACUUUGGGGGAUUUUUUGAGGAUAUUCACGUCUAAACGGGGUUUUACCGUUCAAUGUUGGYUGCAUAUCGCUAAGGAUUGUUGUCUUUGCUAAAAUGGASGAAAACGUGAAAGUUAAAGCCAAAUUCAAGGGCACAAGUCGUCGAUUCGAAAUCCCKUCUACUUUGACAUGGAUAGGAUUACUUGCUCAACUUCGACAGUUGUUCGAUAUUCAAGAUGAGUUCCUUGUUAAGUAUUGUGACGACGAAAGCGAAUUGAUAUCAAUCAACAGCCAAGAGGAACUCGUUGAAGCAAUAAGGCUAUGCAAGAAGACAUCAAGGCUUUUGUAUUUGCAUCUUGAAGACCCAUUCUCACAACAAACAAGUGACUCAUCAUUGUUAAACUUGGAGCAAACAAAUAUUGCCAAACGUAAAGCUAGAGACCACAAGGAAAGCAAAAGUUCCUCUUGUUACACUGAUCUUGCUUCAGCUAUGGCCGAAGAACUAACAGCAUUGAAUUCACGAUUGGAGAAGUCAUCAACACUGCAGUCAAAUAAAAGACAGAAUUCUGAACAGAAUAAACAACAGGUUAUACCUAAUAAUGAGGUUCAGAACAAAAACCAGGGUAAUAAGAAGAAGAAAAAGAAACAAGCAUCUUGUUACUCUGAUCUUGCUACAGCUAUUGCACCAGAACUUUUUGUGAAUGAUUCUCAACAAGAUGAAAGUGUCUCUCCAAAGCCAGGGUUGGGUGCAUCCAGGGGUUGGUUUGGUCAUUUUGAAGAACAACAAGCUAGCAAGAAGACACACUACAGUUCACUUGAGAAAGCCAUGUCUUYUGAAUUGAGUARACUAUCUCUUAAUGAUCCUUUCCAAACAGCUCACAGUAAAGUCAGUGGUGAARAUGGCACUGCAAAUUCUAAAGAGAUAGAAGAACAAGCAUUAAAGCAAAUCCCACUAUCAUCGAUUGAUAUUUCUGACUGCCAACAACARCAAGAUCMAAAUUUUAAGAACAAGACAAAAAGAACGAAGAAGCAUGCAAAGAAGAARGGCUGUUAUGCACAGCUGGCUGAAGAUAUAUCGCCCAUGUUUGGAGCAAUGAAUAAAAGACUUGAAAACAAGCAGAAAGAAACCACCAUACAAGUGACAAGUGUUGAGUGUGAAGUGCCUUUGCUCAACUCAUCUCCAGAAUCUUCAAGUGAGCCCUUUGUGUUGGUGAACAGCAGUGASGGACCUUCCUUGUUUGAAGAUGAAGGUCUUGAAUUUGUGGAGKCACAAGAUGACAAUUCUAGUGUUGAUACUGUCCCUGAUGGUCCUGAAGCAACUUUWCCAUCCUGUGAAAAUGGCAACACAGAACCAAACCUGAUCUGCUUUGAUGAUGGAAUGACCACASCAAAAAUACCUGGAAAAAGUAAUGCUGAGAUGAAAGAAAUUGUAAAAGAAGUUGUCAAAGAAUCCAUGGAGAUUAUUGUGAAUGAAACUGUUCUCCGUCUUCAAGCUCCAAAAGUACCUGCACCRCCSUGUAACACCCCUCAAGAAAACUGCACUCCACCAGAUAUUGUGAUUCACAAGGGCAUCACUUGUGACAGCUGUGGURUAGAGGUCCAAGGAAUCMGAUACAAAUGCUGCAACUGCAAGGAUUUUGAUUUGUGCGAACUCUGUGAGGAUAAAUCUGGCAUUCACAAUAUUGAGCAUGUGUUUGUGAAACUGAGAUACCCUGCUCCUGGCAUAGGACGUAGACAUGGUGAAAUGGUCUCAAUCUUUAAAAAAUCUGUGUACAAAAGAAACUGUGAGAAGAARCAGAAGGAGAAGGUGUUGAGAAGAGCAGCCAAGGAGGCUGAGAGAGAAAGAAAACGGGCCMUGAAGGAACAGAAACAUGCUCUCAAGGCACAAGAAAAGGAAAGGAGAAAGAGAGAAAAAGCUAAAAAGGUUGACAAAACAAAGGAGAAACCAGAAGGUGGAAAGUCUAAUAUAAUGCAUAUACAAGAAAGACUSAGAGCUGCAUAUGAAUGUGACGCCAGCCAUCCUGAUGGAAGUAUUGUACUCCCAGGGCAAAAGUUCUUGAAGUCAUGGGUCAUAAAAAAUGUAGGAGACAUUGCUUGGAAUCAAUGGAUUACGUUGGAAUGCAUUGAAGGAAGUAUUAUGGGAUUCCCCACRCCGGUACCAUUCCUUAAACCCGGUGCAAGUGAUAUGGUUUCYGUGGAGUUUGUUGCACCUGAAAUUCCUGGAACUUAUACCAGCAAAUGGCAGCUUUCAUAUGGACUGCAUACAUUUGGYCCACACUUGUGGUGUGAGAUUCRAGUACCAGUGAAAAAAGAUGAGGGUGAUGUUACCCACGACCAAAGUUCUCUGGUAGACACCGCUUUUAAGAAUGACACACCAGYUGAACCUCAGGUCAAACUUGUCCACGAACCUUUGCUGAAGACAGAGGUUAUGGAUGAUGAGUCCAGCUCAGAAUACCUCAGCUCUGAAGAAACUGCUGAAGCUGGCUGUAAUAAUGUGGGACGCAGCCUAGAGACCAAACAAGAAGCAUCAUUAGUGAGACAAGACCUAGAGUGGGAUGCAGGAUGUGUUCAUGAUGUUGAAAUAGCUAACGUGUCCGCUGAACGUACGUUACAUUCAAGAGAAAGAAGAAAUACGGACAAUUGGUCAUUCAGUGAUGAUUCAGAUGGCGAAGAAAGUGAUUCAUCACUAGAUGACUUUACUGUUCUUAUUCCACCAUGUUUUGUUCCUGAUGCACCCCUUACAUCAAACCCUUUCCCUGUUGUGAUCACUGAUUUCAAACCAUACAGAARUUCCACCUUCUUGAAGUCUCUUGAGACACUUGGACCAGACAAUAGCCUGUCUGAGUUUAAUGGACCAUCCAGUUUGCCAAAUAUGCACGUGACCACUAAUGAAAGACAGUUAUUGGACAGCACUAAUUCGAUGUCGAAAAUAGUUUCCUCCACUCCUCAGCAAGGUGAAAUGACAAGUGAAUCAGACCAAGAUACUAGCGAGAUUGUCUCUCCUCCUGUUUUACCAAAAGAAACUCCUUUGAACACAGAAACGCCUAUAUCCAGGCAACCGAGUGUUCCCAAGGGAGACAGUAUUCCUCUUGUUACACAGCCUACUACCGUUGUUGAACCAAAGAGGACUAGGUCUGACGAGGGGGAGACSAGAGAUCCCAACAAUCUUGUUUCCGAGGUUUUGACYACAGCCAUAGAUGCUGUUACUAUGGCUGGUAGAGCAGCAUUUGCCACAGUGGACAAUCUUAUUAACGGYAGCCACCAGGCGACAGCAGUUUAUAAGCCAGAAGAGGAUUGUGAAGUCACAGUAAGCAGUCGUGGUCCUCGUUCCGAGUUUGAUGCCCCUCCCCCUCCCCCCUUAGUGUGGCCUGUAAACCGCCAGCCUAACAAUGCAAUGGACCGUCUUAUUGAGAUGGGAUUCUGUGACCGUAAACUKAAUGAACGACUUUUACGUAAGCACAACAACAAUGUCAGAGAAACCAUUGAAGAGCUUUUGGGACACUCUGAAAAUGAGUGGUCUUCGCAGAGGCAUUAGCAUGCACGAUYAYUUCAACUUUUGUUUGUGGUUUUACUUAGCCAGUGAAAAAUGCGAMAUCUGAAGAAAUAGCUUCUGUAGGCGUUGUAUUAUAGAUCUUGUAUGUUUCCCAAUAUUUAACUCGUGAACCCAUUUAGAAAAAGAACAAUAUURUUUGCUUUUUAUAAUCAAAAGCAAGUUUGUAUUCUUCAAUUAAAGUUUAUCCUUGAUAAUGGAGUUAGUAUCACUCCGAAACGUCUGAUAUUUGCAKUAUUCUUCAUUCUAAAUACUCUUUCUAAAAGUUGCAAUGCAGUAUUUUUGAAACCCAUUCGUUAUGACUCUUUACAGGUUUUUGCGUGUUUUUUUUUUUUUUCAACUGGCAAAGUAAUAUCACACUAGUAUACUUUGAAUGCACUAGUAUACUUUAAAUGAGUAUAGAAAUAAAAAAAAAUGUAUAGAAAACUGUAAGUCAAGAAAUGAGACGCUAGUAACUAUAAACUUUUGUAAAUAAUYAAAUUUCACUUAUAUACAGGUUUUGAGAUUAGAAGUAGAAAAAAACAAAAAAACAAAAAAGCAAACACUUUAUGUACUGACGCCCAUCGACCAAGAAAAGAAAAGUGUAAUCUAUUAUAAUAGGUGAUCUAUGGCCCUUUUAGGCCAGAGUUAUUAAUCUCGAGUUUGUAAUGGAUAAAUUUGGAUGUAUAUUAUUUGUGGUAAUUCUAUAGUUUCCAAGGUAUUCCUAUGAAAAAUGUAGCUGUAGAUAUUGCAUGGUGAACUCAAAUAAAUUUUUAUAGUCUA